AUGAGGCUCUUUUCCACCCUCUUCAGCUUGACCCUUGCGGUCUCUGCCGUGGCCCUGCCAACGACCGACCAUGUGGUCCAUGAAAGACGCACCAGCACUCCAUCCCGCUGGGAAAAGACCGCCCGCGUCAAUGGGACCGAGCAGGUGUUGGUCCGCAUUGGACUGGCCCAGAGUAAUCUCGAUCACGCAUACGAGUACCUCAUGAGCGUCUCCGACUCGGUCUCGCCCAACUACGGCAAGUUCUGGACGUCCGACGAGGUGAUUAGCACCUUUGCACCGUCGGACGAGACAGUCGCCGCCGUGGAAAGCUGGCUUGUCAACGCUGGAGUCGCGAAGUCUCGUUUGGUUCACACCAAGAACCAGGGCUGGAUUGUUUUCGAGUCCACAGCCACCGAGGCUGAGAGUCUGCUCCGUACCAAGUAUUAUCAGUACACGGACAAGCUCACUGGCUCCAAGGCCAUUGCUGCGGAAGAAUACCGGGUUCCUCAAACGAUCCAGAAGCACAUCGACUUUGUCAAGCCCGGUGUGCUUCUGCCCAUUCCCUCGAAGGACCGAUCAGCCAAGCGCACUCGGAAAUUCAAGCCCACAAGACAGGCUUCAGCCAAUGCCUCGUCACUUAGCACCUGCGAUGAGAUGAUCACGCCCGCCUGUGUCGCGGCCUUGUAUAAGAUCCCUCAUUCCAGCCCCAAUGUCAGCGCCAACAACUCCCUCGGCAUUUUCGAGGAGGGCGACUACUACUCCCAGGAGGAUCUGAACCUCUUCUUCGCCAACUUCACCCCGUACAUCCCGCAGGGCACACACCCCAAGCCGGCAUUCAUCGACGGCGCCGAAGCUCCUGUUCCGGUUGCUGAUGCCGGAGCCGAGUCCGACUUGGACUUCCAGCUCGCGUACCCGAUCAUCUACCCCCAGACCAUCACGCUCUUCCAGACCGACGACUACAACUACGCCAGUGGAGAGAUCGAGACCGACGGAUUCUUCAACACCUUCCUGGAUGCCGUCGAUGGGUCUUACUGCACAUACUGCGCCUACGGCGAAUGCGGCGAUGACCCGAACCUCGACCCCGUCUACCCUGACAACUCCACCGGUGGAUACACCGGCCAGCUGAUGUGCGGUGUAUACAAGCCCACCAACGUCAUUUCCGUUUCCUACGGUGGCCAGGAGAGCGAUCUGCCUGCUUACUACCAGCAGCGUCAAUGCAACGAAUUCCUCAAACUCGGUCUCCAAGGAACAUCUAUCCUCUUUGCCUCGGGCGAUGACGGUGUUGCUGGCCCUGCUGGCGAUGACACUGCCAACGGCUGUCUCGGAAACGGAACGAUCUUCAGCCCUGCAUUCCCCAACAGAUUCAGCUGCCCUUACGUCACCAACGUCGGUGCCACGAAGCUGUACCCCAACCACACCAUUGCCGACGGCGAAAGCUCCGUCGUCGACCCAGUCGGCCACCCCUACUCCGUCGCGUACUCCUCCGGUGGUGGCUUCAGCAACAUCUACACUAUCCCCGACUACCAAGCCGCGGCGGUUGCGGAAUACUUCAAGAACCACAAUCCCCCGUACCCCUACUACGAAGGCAACGCCAGCUUCGGCAAGAACGGUGGCGUGUACAACCGCCUGGGUCGUGGAUACCCCGAUGUAGCCGCCAACGGCGACAACAUCGCCGAGUUCUGGGAGGGAGAAUUCAUCCUGGAUGGCGGCACCAGUGCCAGUACCCCGAUCUUCUCCUCCGUGAUCAACCGCAUCAUCGAGAAGCGUAUCGCCGCCGGCAAGGGCCCGCUGGGCUUCCUCAACCCGGUGCUGUACCGCAACGCGCACGCGCUGAACGAUAUCACCAAUGGCUCGAACCCCGGCUGUGGCACCGAGGGAUUCUACACUGCUCCGGGAUGGGACCCCGUGUCCGGAUUGGGAACCCCCAACUUCCCCAAACUGCUGGACGUGUUCAUGGGAUUGCCGUAG
Messenger RNA from Aspergillus heteromorphus CBS 117.55, 1947 nucleotides. RefSeq names its product S53 family peptidase. Gene Ontology annotation, molecular function: serine-type endopeptidase activity; tripeptidyl-peptidase activity. Gene Ontology annotation, biological process: proteolysis. The record is from RefSeq and is a predicted model, not a curated record. NCBI's taxonomy places the organism in Eukaryota, Fungi, Ascomycota, Eurotiomycetes, Eurotiales, Aspergillaceae. The coding region runs from base 1 to 1947 and encodes 648 amino acids. The transcript is spliced from 9 exons.